Molecule: messenger RNA, 2679 nt
Organism: Mercenaria mercenaria
Lineage: Eukaryota; Metazoa; Mollusca; Bivalvia; Venerida; Veneridae
Product: E3 ubiquitin-protein ligase TRIM71-like
Exons: 2
Coding region: 104-1867 (587 amino acids)
Biological process (GO): positive regulation of DNA-templated transcription
Cellular component (GO): chromatin; nucleoplasm
Molecular function (GO): zinc ion binding; ubiquitin-protein transferase activity
Source: RefSeq, a predicted model, not a curated record
AAAACUUAAAUCAUUAUUAAAGCUGCCAUAUUCUUAGUGACAAAUUUUGUUCUUUAAGCUUUAAAAGGAACUUCUCAAGUGGAUAGAAAGAGCAAGAUUUAAAAUGGCUUUGUUUGGCAGAACGGCAUCUCCGAAGUUUGUUUCCUCUAUGUCUAGAGGUUCUGGUGAGGACUUUGAAAUUUUCUGUCAGCCAUGCGACCGGGAUAAUAUCAGACUUCCUGCCUUCGCUUUCUGUGUAGACUGCGAAGAGCAUCUAUGUGAAUAUUGUUUAAACCACCACAAGAGAGCCAAGCCUUCAAGACAGCACACCCUCCUUGAUAAGCAGAACAUGCCACAAAGUCUACAGGUGUCUACUUCACAACCUGAUCCCCAUGCUUUGCCUGGUGAUCUUACAAAACCAUGCUAUACACACAAGAAAGAAAUGAUCAAGUUCUACUGCCAUGAUCAUAAUGCACUUCUCUGCAGUGUAUGUGUAACUCUGAAACAUCAAAGCACUGCCUGUCGUGUGGACUACAUACCGGAUAUAUCUGGCUAUAUUGUCAACAGCAAUGAGUACAGAAGGAUCAUUAAAGAGAUAGAUACCAUGACUGGAAUAUUUCAAGAUACAGCUGGAGGCCUAAAGAAAAUGACAGAAAAAUCUAAUGCUUCUUUGACAGAUGCUCUUGCAGAAAUUAAGAAGCUCAGGAAAGAAAUCAACCAAAGGCUGGAUGCUAUGGAAAAUGAAGCUGAAAAUGAAGCUAGAUCUCUGAAAAAAGACAAUGACCAAAGACUUAAGACUGCACAAGCAACAUGUGAUGAUGUUAUAAAAGACCUUCAAGAAUCAUCCGAUAACAUUAAACAACUUAACACAUCAAAACAGGCUGACAGACUCUUUGUUGAAUUGAAAGCCACUGAGCAACUUAUACAUGAGAAUAAGAAAUAUAUGCCACAUCUAAUGACAGUCGAAAAUGUUGAAGAAUAUCACUUUAAGCCAAACCUGGAUAUAUCUGCCCUUUUUGAAAAUGAGAAAUCUCUUGGAACAUUAACUACAAAAGCAUUAAAACCGCCAGUAAAUGUCUCAGUCAAACAGUAUUCACACCAGGGAGAAAUCUGUGUCAGUACAUCACAAGAUAAAGGAACUUGCUUCAUAACAGGAAUGACUGUUCCCACAUCUGACAUACUUAUUGUGGCAGAUUAUGGAAACUUCUCAAUCAAAAUGAUCGAUAGCAAAAGUUAUUCCAUCAUCGGUCUACUAAAACUAGAUAGGAGCCCCUGGGAUGUUACCACAGUCUCAGAAGACAAACUAGCAGUCACAACGCCAUAUUCAAAAGAAAUUCAGUUUGUAUCAUUUAAAUCAAACAGACUAAAACGAAAAGGCACUAUAAAAGUUGAGGGAACAUGCUAUGGUAUAUACUGUUACAAGGAACAACUCAUAGUGUUAUUUAAGUCACCAGCAAAACUCCAAAUCAUUGAUCUGAAAGGCAAAGUACUAAAAUCAGUCACUAAGAAUAUACUUGGUGUAGAUAUUUUUAGUAAUCCAGGGUAUGUUACAGCCAGCAGCAGCUCUAUCUAUGUAUCUGACAGAGAAAAGAAAGCUGUGAUACAGUUAAACUGGCAAGGUGAUGUGACAGGUGUUUAUCGUGUAUUACGUGCUCCUGCAGGUCUUGCUAUGCUUGCGGAUGGAUCAGUUUUUCUGAGUGAUUAUCAUGAUAAAAGCUGUAGCAUAAAAAAUAUACCUGGUGACUGUACUAGAGGAGAAGUUGUGUUGAAGGAUUUGAGGAAACCCUUUGCCAUCUGCUGGUGUGAGGCCAACAAAACCUUGUACAUCAGCAGCUUUACACAAUAUGCAUCGGCAGACAACUUUGUUUCGGUUUACAAGAUGUCAUAAUAACUUCAUCAAGAAGUAUUUGCCCCUUUGCUAACACUCAUUGCAGUAACUAUACUUAAAUAAAGAUCAGUGUUUUGGUAAAGCCCCAGUGUCACUGUCUAUGCAGUGCUAAUAAACUGAUAAAGACUUUUGAAAAUAUAAAUAACACAAUGCUGAUAUAAAACUUUUUCAGAUAUAAUCACUAAAUUAUUUUAAAUAGUUCUAGCAAACACACUGUUGGGAGCAUGAGCAAAAUAAUCUCUAAACCAAAAUGAAUUUAUGAAUAAUAUGGGAUACUGAAGCAACUUUUGCUGUAAAUCUAAAAUAUAGCCUAUCAUAUGGCAACAUAGAUGUAUCCCAAAACUACAUAGAUUUCAAUCACAGUCACCUUCUGAUUAUCUGGAACGCUUCAAGAAACUGAGACUUCUUAUUUUCCUUAGUGUUUGUAAUUACAGAAUAACUAUCAUUAUUGCCAACUACAUAAUAUUUUAACAAUUUUCAUUAGUCAUAUGAUAGGCUAUAUUUUAAAUUUCAUAUCUUAUCAUGAUAGGAUUUAUUCACGCUCUUCAAAAUAUAACUUUGGUUUAGAGAUUAUUUUGAUCAUGUGAUUCCCAACAGUGAAAGUGGCUGGUGGUUAGCCUAUAGCAAUUCAUGUGAUUCCUGAACCCUUCACUUUUGUGCUGGGAACUUGCAGGAUAGUUGGUCAUGUAGAAAUGUGGUUUUCUGGUAACAAUAUAAUUAUACAAAAUUUUACCUUUAUAAACUUGUGUAGUAUGAUUCUGCAUGUUUAAUGCAUGAAAUAAACAAGAGGGUCAUGAUGACCCCAUAUCGCU